AUGACCAUAUGCUCUAUAUUAUACCUGCAGAUCAUCACAGCAGCCGAAGUUGCUGUGCAGAGGGAGGCAUCAGGCUUCAUCCCUGCACAGAGGGAGGGAAUUUUCAAAACAGCCAGUGUCCCUGCACAGGUGGAGGGGGUUCUCCAAACAGCCAGUGUCCCUGCAAAGAGGGAGGGGGUUCUCCCAGCAGCUAGAAUCAUUGCGCAGAAGAAGGAGAUCCUCCGAGCAUCAGAACUCAUUCCUGCACAGAGGGAGGGGAUCUUCCGAGCAUCAGGCCUCAUCCCGUCGCAGAGGGAAGGGAUUCUUCCAGCAUCUUCUAUCACUGCGCAGAAUAAGAAGAUCCUCAGAGCAUCAGGCCUCAUCCCUGCACAAAAGGAGUUGAUCCUCCUGAUGGCCAGUGUCACUGCGCAAAGGAAGGGAAUUGUCCCAAUGGCCAGCGUCCCUGCACACAGGGAGGGGAUUGUCCCAAAGGCAAGUGUCUCUGCUGAGAGGGAGGGGAUCCUCCAAACAGCCAGUGUCCCUGCACAGAGGGAAUGGGUUCUCCCAGCAGCUAGUAUCACUGCGCAGAGGGAGGAGAUCCUCCGAGCAUCAGGCCUCAUCCCUGCACAGAGGGAGGGGAUCCUCCAAACAGCCAGUGUCCCAGUACAGAGGGAGGGGAUUGUCUCAGCAGCUAGCAUCGCUGCGCAGAGGGAGGAGAUCCUCCGAGCAUCAGGCCUCAUCCCGUCACAGAGGGAGGGGAUUCUUCCAGCAUCUUCUAUCACUGCGCAGAAGAAAAAGAUCCUCAGAGCAUCAGGCCUCAUCCCUGCACAAAAGGAGUUGAUCCUCCUGAUGGCCAGUGUCACUGCACAGAGGGAGGGGAUCCUCCAAACAGCCAGUGUCCCUGCACAGAGGGAGGGGAUUCUCUCAGCAGCUAGCAUCACUGCGCAGAGGGAGGAGAUCCUCCGAGCAUCAGGCCUCAUCCCUGAAGAGAGGGAGGACAUCCUCCUCACAGGCAGUGUCCCUGCACAGAGGGGAUUCUUCCAACAGCUACUGUCACUGUGCGAAAGGAGAAGAUCCCCAGAGCAUCAGGCCUCAUCCCUGCACAGAAGGAGUUGAUCCUCCUGAAGGCCAGCGUCCCUGCGCACAGGGAGUGGAUCGUCCCAAAGGCUAGUGUCCCUGCAGAGAGGGAGGAGUGUCCCUGUGAAGAAUGGACACAAUCAUCCACAACCACCUCCCAUCAUCCCUAUGGUGGCACCACUGUGGAAAUGGGAUGGUGGAGCGUGUACUCCACCUGUGGAUUUCUAUUCCAAGAGGUCACUUAAACUUACCUAAUUAGUAAAGAAAUUACCAUUGUGAUAGCGGGAGAAUAAGCUGUGAUAGGUUAAAUGUAUGGCUCAUGUGAGUGUAUAGCUGUAAUACUUUCAUGCAUUUUCUACAUAAAACAUGUUUAGCUCCAUUUUACUUUGAAAUUUUAGUCAUUUAGCAGACGCUCUUAUCCAGAGCGACUUACAGUAGUGAGUGUAUACAUUUUCAUACUCCAGUGAAUCUCUCCAGGAUUUCGCGUGGAUUUUUUUGAUAUUUGCGGAUAAAUAUGCUAGAUUUUGCAGCAACAAUUAUGACAUUUUGCAUAGCAAUAUGCAAAUGUUUUGUCCAAUUUGUUGCAAAAAUGCGCUGACAAGGGGAAAAACUGUGUUGACGUGUGGCUUGAUUGAUCCAUAUUAUGCAGUAAAUGUGCGGUGAUUGGUUGAAAUUGCGAGCCCUCUUUUUGUACUGUGGUAAUGGGUCAGUUCUAUGCGAUAAUAUUGUGAUGAUGUGACUAUUUUAUGCAGAAAUAGUUUGGUAGUUUGGUGAGCCCUAGUUUGGUGAGCCCUCAAAAAAUUUGCAAGCCCUCACAUAAUAUGCAGGUAAUUGUUGAUUUUGCAACCAAAACAAUGCAAUGGCAGAGUCCUGGAGUAACCUCCCAGUAAUCCAUGUGACUGCGUGUAGGUUAAGAUUGGGUUGUAAAAGAGUAUCAGAGCGAGACGUUCCUACCUGUCAUCUAGUAAUUGUUUUGUGUGGUGACAUGAGCAGAGUGGCCUGACUUUUCCCACUUAUUACAGAUGUCCGACUUAGAUAUGUUGAGCAUCCUGCUAUGAUGUCCAUCACCAAGCCGGAACACUCCGAGGCCAACCCUCAGUGCCAGACUGGCAGCCGGCCGGUGGCUGAGCCUAAGACCCCUGCUGUUCACAAUAUCAGUGGAGGCUGGCUCAGCUGGGUCUUUGGGAGUGGAAGAGUUAAUAAAGAGGUUCAUCUACCUGAGGACAAAGACAGAUCUAUUGUCCGGGAUCCAACUCUGCACAGAUGGGUUAACAAAACUGAGCCCAAGGCUGAGAACAAGUGUGUACCACCACCUCCACCAAUGGGGACAUAUGGAUAUCAGGGGAACACUGGCAGUGUACCCAAAGGAGUGAAUCCUUACUCUAUGAAAGCAGCAGGUCUAUGGGGCAGCUGAUACCCUACAAUGCAUUACAAUGAUGGGACCAACUCAAAGCCUCCAAGCCAUGGGCCUGGACUGCUUCCUAGACAGCUCUCUGGCUUGCUCCCUCCUUCACACUUUGACCUCAUGGCACCAAUGGUUGUGCCACCUGACACUCUACCCUACUGAGGUAUGACUCUGGAAAAUCCUUCCAAAUUUUAUCCAUUCAUCAUUAACUGAGAUUUUACUUUAACAUAGCAAAUGGCUGAAGUAGCAAGGAUGUUAACUAUUUUUUUUUGUC
Salvelinus fontinalis (brook trout) is the source of this 2735-nucleotide messenger RNA. Its product is annotated as microtubule-actin cross-linking factor 1, isoforms 6/7-like. Bases 1 to 1095 code for a protein of 364 amino acids. The transcript is spliced from 5 exons. The record is from RefSeq and is a predicted model, not a curated record. Lineage: Eukaryota; Metazoa; Chordata; Actinopteri; Salmoniformes; Salmonidae.